GGAGGGAUUAGGGGCGGCCUGCGAGGCUCCGCCUCCUUUAAGGCCUGCCGAGGCUGGGGCUGAGGGUAGCCCCACCCCCUUGGGACACUCGCCACACGCGUGCGCAGUGGGUCGCAGAGCCGCCAUGCCGGAACCGCGCGGGUCGUCACCCCUUCGGGUAAACGCGGCGUUUGCCGCGCGGUACGGCCGCUACCGGGAGCGCGAGGAGCUGCAGCGGCUUAAAGAUCGCUACGGGGACCGAGACAGCGGCGGCGACUCCAGCUCUGAGUCCGACUCUGGCGACGAGCGCGUGGAAUUUGAUCCCCAGCAAGAACGUGACUUUUACAGGACUCUCUCCCUGUUGAAGAAGAAGGACCCCCGCAUUUACCAGAAAGAUGCCACCUUCUAUCAGAGAACAGUAUCCUCCUCGGAGAGUGAGGAAGCGCCAGCAGCCAAGGAGAAACAAAAGAAGAUGCGGCCCAUGUACCUGAAGGACUACGAAAGGAAGGUUAUCUUGGAGAAAGAAGGCAAAUAUAUCGAUGAGGAAAAUUCAGAUGAGGAGACCUCCAAUCAGAGAUUCCAGAUCUCGUCAAAAAGUUACAUAGAAGAGCAGAAACAGCUCAAGGAAAGCUUCCGGGCUUUUGUGGAAGACAGCGAGAGUGAGGACAGUGCCGGGGAGGGUGGCUCCGGGUUGCUGCAGAAACGCGCUAAAACCAGGGAGGAGAAGGCCCAGGAGGAUGCGGACUACGUGGAGUGGCUGAAGGGGCAGAAGGAGAUUCACAACACUGAUACCCUGCAAGAACUGACCCACCUCAAAGAAUAUUGGAACGACCCAGAGCUAGAUGAAGGCGAGCGGUUCCUGCGAGAUUAUAUUCUUAACAAACACUAUGAGGAGGAGGAGGAGGAGGGCGAGGAGGAAGAAGAGGAGGAGGAGGAAGCGGGCUCGGCUGACCCCCAGCCCUGCCCCAUCUCGUCCCUCAGGGGCCCCAGCCUCCCCGUCCAGCUGGCCGUGGAGGAUUCCUCGGAUGAGGGGGAGCUGUUUCUGAAGAAGCAGGAGGACUUUGAGCACAAAUACAACUUCCGCUUCGAGGAGCCGGACUCGGCCUCGGUCAAGACCUACCCUCGAAGCAUCGCGUCCUCUGUGCGCCGCGAGGACAAGCGCAGGAAGGAGCGGAGAGAGGAGACGAGGCAGCGAAAGAAGAGGGAGAAAGCGAAGAAGCAGGAGGAGCUCAAGCAGCUGAAGAACCUGAAGAGGAAGGAGAUCCUGGCCAAGCUGGAGAGGCUGCGGCAGGUCACAGGCAAUGAGACACUGGGCUUCGAGGAGAAGGACCUGGAGGACGACUUUGAUCCUACCCAGCAUGACCAGCUCAUGCAGAGAUGUUUUGGGGACGAGUACUAUGGCACCACGGAGGAGGAGAAGCCGCAAUUUGAGGAAGAGGAAGGGCUUGAAGCAGAUGACUGGAACUGGGACACAUGGGCUGGGCCCGAGCAGGGUGGAGCUUGGAGCCAGCAGGAACCGCACUGCGAGGACCCCGACUUCAAUAUGGAUGCUGACUACGACCCCAGCCAGCCGCGGAAAAAGCGGCGCGAGGCCCCCUUGACAGGCAAGAAGAAGCGCAAGUCGCCCUUCGCCACGGCGGUGGAGCAGGAAAAGCCCGUGUUCAACCCUGCCUGGCUCCCUCCCCUCACAGGAGACAAGACGUUCGAGGAGUACCUGGAUGAGUAUUACCGGCUGGACUACGAGGACAUCAUUGACGAUCUGCCCUGUCGCUUUAAGUACCGCACCGUGGUUCCCUGCGACUUCGGGCUGAGCACCGAGGAGAUCCUCGCUGCUGAUGACAAAGAGCUGAACCGGUGGUGCUCCCUGAAGAAGACCUGCAUGUACAGGUCAGAGCAAGAGGAGUUGCAGGACAAGAGGGCAUACAGCCAGAAGGCCCAGAACUCCUGGAAGAAGAGGCAGAUCUUCAAGUCACUUUGCCCAGAGGGGACGGAGACACUCACGGAAGCCACAGGGAAGCCACAGAGAGACAAAGCCGACCCUCCGGGGCAGCUGCUAGCACCUGAUGGGGCCUGUGGGCAGCGGCCCCAGCCUGGGAGCCCCCCAGCACAGGAAGAGGCGGGUCCUGUGUCUCCCACCCAGAAGCCAGUCCCCCACAGGCGGAGGAGGGGCAAGAAGGCGCGUCUCCUGGGCCCCACCGUGACCCUGGGUGGCCGUGAGUUUAGCCGCCAGAGACUGCAGGCCUUUGGCCUCAACCCCAAACGGCUGCACUUCCGGCAGCUGGGCCGGCAGCGGAGGAAGCAACAGGGUCCCAAGAGCGGCCCCUGAGCUCCAGGGAGCAGGCAGGGGCCCUGGGGUUCCUCCUCUCCAAUCGAGCUUGGGGACUGUGUAGACCCUGGUGUCUGCCUGUGGCCGAAGAAGUUGUGGAAGUGAGGCCUACCUAACACGCUUCCCCCAGCAUCUCACCUUGAGACACGCCUUGGACCCCAUCCCUUAAAUGCUGGGCCCAGCCAUAGCCACAGUCAAAUUAAACGGCUUUAUUAGCCCCCAGUGGCCACAGUUCCCCCCCCUCCCGUACCCCCCGUCCUUAGCAGGGUAGGGGCUUUGGGACCAGUGAGGGGCAUGGGUGGUCCAGUGCAAACUACAGUACUUGAGUCAGGCCCUGAGUGGGUGUCCGGAAGCUCUCCCUCCCUGCCCUGUGAGGAGGGCCCAGCUGGCGGGAGGCCCAUUGUCUGAAUGGCCCCAGUUCAGAGCUUUCCUGGACUGGUCUCAGCUGCGCUUGUCAAGGGAGUGAGAAGGGGAAGACCCAUCACCUCCCGAUGUCAAGCUCCCACACCCAGCAUGACAUAAAUAAAAAAAUAAAUAGUGCGCAUCUUCUCCCCCAA
Messenger RNA from Prionailurus viverrinus (fishing cat), 2862 nucleotides. RefSeq names its product KRI1 homolog (gene KRI1). NCBI's taxonomy places the organism in Eukaryota, Metazoa, Chordata, Mammalia, Carnivora, Felidae. The record is from RefSeq and is a predicted model, not a curated record. Gene Ontology annotation, biological process: endonucleolytic cleavage in ITS1 to separate SSU-rRNA from 5.8S rRNA and LSU-rRNA from tricistronic rRNA transcript (SSU-rRNA, 5.8S rRNA, LSU-rRNA). The transcript is spliced from 19 exons. Gene Ontology annotation, cellular component: nucleolus; 90S preribosome. The coding region runs from base 125 to 2305 and encodes 726 amino acids.